This is a messenger RNA of Oncorhynchus kisutch (coho salmon), 2648 nucleotides long. Its product is annotated as NSFL1 cofactor p47-like. Bases 42 to 1172 code for a protein of 376 amino acids. NCBI's taxonomy places the organism in Eukaryota, Metazoa, Chordata, Actinopteri, Salmoniformes, Salmonidae. Gene Ontology annotation, biological process: autophagosome assembly; proteasome-mediated ubiquitin-dependent protein catabolic process; nuclear membrane reassembly. Gene Ontology annotation, cellular component: cytosol; nucleus. The record is from RefSeq and is a predicted model, not a curated record. Gene Ontology annotation, molecular function: ubiquitin binding. The transcript has 9 exons.
CCCAGUUGAGGUCGGUGCUUUCAUUGAAUGGGCAUAUCAAAAUGGCGGACCAAGAAGUCUCGGUGAGGGAGUUCGUUGCUGUUACAGAUGUUGAUGAGGAGAGGGCCCGUUUUUUCUUGGAGUCUGCAGGCUGGGAUUUGCAGCUUGCCCUGGCCAGUUUCUUUGAAGAUGGUCCUGAGGAUGACAUCGUGACACUUCCUCAGCCAGAGAGUGGUGGAUCCUCUGUGCCUCGUCCUACGGGGCCCAGGAGUGAAAAUAGGGUGACCUCCUUCAGAGAUAUGAUGCAUGAGGAAGUAGAUGACAGUGAUGAGGAGGAAGGGCAAAGGUUCUUUGCUGGGGGCUCUGAACGCAGUGGGCAGCAGAUAGUGGGACCCCCCAAAAAGAAGAGCUCUAAUGAGGUGGUGGAGGACCUCUUCAAGGGGGCUAAGGAGCAUGGGGCUGUACCCGUGGAGAAGGCUGGGAGGGGCCCAGGAGAGCCUAGUCGAGCCAGGCCCUUUAUUGGUGGUGGCUACCGGCUUGGUGCAGCGCCUGAGGAGGAGCCUGUUUACGUGGCUGGGGAGAGAAGAGCAGCUAACAGCCAGCAGGAUAAGGUGCAUAUAGUCCUGAAGCUGUGGAAGACAGGUUUCAGCCUGGAUGACGGUGAACUCAGAAACUACAGCGACCCUGGAAACGCCAUCUUCCUGGAGUCCAUCCGCAGGGGCGAGAUUCCUUUGGAGUUGAGGCAGCGUUCCCGAGGGGGUCAGGUCAACUUGGAUAUGGAGGACAAUCGGGAUGAGGACUUCUCCAAACCCAAGGUUGCCUUCAAGGCAUUCGGUGGGGAAGGACAGAAACUGGGCAGUGCCACCCCUGAGCUGGUGUCUGCUCCGUGUAUGGGGGACCAGGAUCCGGUAGCCAGUGAGACCCAGGCCAUCGCCUCUGUGAACCUGGACGCCUCCCAGCCUGUGACCAACAUCCAGAUCAGACUGGCCGACGGGGGGAGACUGGUGCAGAAGUUCAACCACACUCACAGUGUGUCAGACGUGCGUCAGUUUGUGGUGGGAGCUCGCCCUUUGAUGGCGGCGACAGAGUUUGUGCUCAUGACAACCUUCCCCAACAAGGAGCUUACUGACGAGAGCCAGUCGCUGCAGGAUGCCAACCUGCUCAACGCAGUCAUUGUGCAGCGACUAAAGUGAUGGAGCCCCCUGGUGGCCAAGCUGGUUCACAGCUCUUUUACCCCCUGGAGGAACGAGACACCAUGGACUUAUGGACUUUUUUUUCUUUCUAUAGUGAUGAUACAUUUUCCCUCUUCGGCUGUUUGCGAGGGGACGUGGGGAGCGGAUAAGGCUUUUGAUGAGAGACAGAUCUGGUGGUAAAACCUGUUUAGAAAGUAGCAGUUGAACAUGCACAGUAACAAUAAAUCUUUCUUAACAGCUUCAGAGAUUGCUUUAGAUGUUUAUAAUACUGUCAUUUUUGUUUUGUUCAUCUUCCAAUCAUCUCUUCUUUGGCUCAACUCUUGCCUGCUUUUUCCACGCAAGUUUCCAUCAUCUCAACUGAAAAUGUACCCCUGCAUCCCUGACGUACACCAAUAGCCUGCUCCCAUCAAUUCACAACAAACCAUCAACAACAAAAGAAAGAAUGGUUUUAUUGAGACUUUCUUUUACCAAUAUAAACUGGGUGUAUAACACAUUAAGGACACCUUCCUAAUACUGAGUUGCAACCCCCCCCCCCCCCCCCUUGCCCUCAGGACAGCCUCAAAUCAUAGAGGAGUGGACUUUUAAAUUUAUUUAAAAAAAAAUAUUAUUUACAAUGACGGCCUACCCCAGCCAAACCCAGACCUGGACGAUGCUGGGCCAAUUGUGCGCCGCCCUAUGGGACUCCCAAUCACAGCCGAUUUUGAUACAGCCUAGAAUCGAACCAGGGUCUGUAGUGAUGCCUCUAGCACUGAGAUGCAGUGCCUUAGACCGCUGCGCGGCUCUGGAGCCCAAAUGUAGGAUCUUAAUUUGAGAACAGAACAGCCUAAUUUCGUUGGGUGCAUGGACUCUACAAGGUGUUGAGAGCGUUCCACAGGAAUGAUAGCCCAUGUUGACUUCAAUACUUCCCACUGUUGUGUCAAGUUGGCUGGAUGUCCUUUGGGUGGCGGACCUUUCUUGAUACACACGGGGAAACUGUUGAGCGUGAAAAACCCUGCAGCGUUACAGUUCUUGACACAAACCGGUGCACCUACUACUACAACCCGUUUGAUUUAAUAUAUUAGGAUUCCCAUGGCAACGCUAAUGGUGACAGCUAGUCUUACUGGGGUCCGAGACAUAACGAAAAAGACAGACGAAAGACAUCACAAUUGACAUACAUUUAAAAACAUAAACAUGUAAUGUGUGUGUGCAUCUAUCAGUUACACAUACUGUACAUGUCAGUACAUAAUCACAAGUGGGUCACAUUUGGGGAGAGGCGUUGUGCUGUGAGGUGUUGCUUUAUUUGCUUUUUUGAAACCAGGUUUGCUGUUCACUUGUCCUAUAUAAGAUGGGAGUUCCAUGCUCUCAUAGCUCUGUAUAAUACUGUACGUUUCCUUGAAUUUGUUCUGGACCUGGAGACUAAAAAGAAGUGUGUGUCAGUUCUUUGUGUAAGUUGACUUUCCAACACAAUGCUUCUUAUAAAAACAAGAAGUGACGCAA